Molecule: messenger RNA, 8286 nt
Organism: Eriocheir sinensis (Chinese mitten crab)
Lineage: Eukaryota; Metazoa; Arthropoda; Malacostraca; Decapoda; Varunidae
Product: cyclin-dependent kinase 9-like
Exons: 10
Coding region: 70-1218 (382 amino acids)
Biological process (GO): protein phosphorylation
Cellular component (GO): nucleus
Molecular function (GO): ATP binding; cyclin-dependent protein serine/threonine kinase activity
Source: RefSeq, a predicted model, not a curated record
AGGACAGGAAACGGACGCGGGCCAGGCCAGCUGUUCGCCCCGGGGAGGAGGGAGAGAGGCUGCAGGACCAUGAGUAAGGUGGCGUAUCAUGACGACCUCGAGUUUCCCUUCUGCGACGACGUGAUCAAAUAUGAGAAGCUUGCAAAGAUCGGCCAGGGGACAUUUGGGGAAGUGUUUAAGGCUCGGGACAGGAGAACUGGCAAAGUUGUAGCUCUUAAGAAGAUUCUUAUGGAAAAUGAGAAGGAAGGCUUUCCCAUCACAGCUUUAAGAGAAAUCAGAAUCUUGAAGUUGCUAAGGCAUGAAAAUGUUGUCAAUCUUCUGGAAAUAGCUCGCACAAAAGGUCCCCCACCCCCAGGCCUCCAGAAACCUGUCAAAGCCACACCUCAUAUGUCUAGUCUCUCCACAUUUUUCUUGGUGUUUGAAUUCUGUGAACACGACUUGGCUGGCCUGCUCUCCAAUGUCAAUGUGAAGUUCAACCUGGGCGAGAUUAAAAAGGUUAUGCAACAGUUGCUCAAUGGUCUGUAUUACAUUCAUUCAAACAAGAUCCUUCACAGGGAUUUAAAGGCUUCAAAUGUCUUAAUAACAAAGAAUGGGAUAUUGAAACUGGCAGAUUUUGGCCUGGCACGAGCAUUCAGCACCAGCAGACAAGGACCGAACAGGUAUACAAAUCGUGUUGUCACUCUUUGGUACCGGCCUCCAGAGCUCCUCCUUGGGGAGAGAAAUUAUGGUCCUCCAGUAGACAUGUGGGGGGCUGGGUGCAUCAUGGCAGAAAUGUGGACACGGACUCCUAUUUUGCAGGGGAGUACAGAACAACACCAACUAGCCCUCAUAACCAAGCUGUGUGGAUCCAUCACACCUGAAGUUUGGCCUUCUGUAGAAAACUAUGAUCUGUUCAACAAGAUGGAACUAGUCAAGGGACAGCAGCGAAGAGUCUGUGAAAGACUAAAGCAUUAUGUUAGAGAUAACCAGGCCUUGGAUCUUUUAGAUAAACUCCUUACCUUAGACCCAAGUAAAAGAACAGAUUCAUCCUCUGCCUUGGACCAUGACUUCUUCUGGACAGAUCCCAUGCCGGGAGAUUUGUCUAAAAUGCUGUCGCAGCACACACAGAGUAUGUUUGAAUAUUUAGCUCCUGCAAGACGACCUGGAGCAUCAAACCGACCAGUCAUUCAGCCCAGGCAACCAGACAAUGUCUCCUCCUAUCAGGAACGUGUAUAUUAAUAAUAUAUUUAAGCUAUUGAUAAAUGAUAUUCAUGAACUUUUAUUUUGACAUUUAAGUUCAUGUGAAAAGAUGUAUUAUGGGUGGACAAAUAUGAAAUACAUAAUUGUUACUGUUACUUGACUCUCCAUGUAUGCAGAAAGGUUGUGGUGUACAAGUUAUUCGUUACAUUAUUGCUAUGAUUGGAUAAUUUGUUUAUCUUAUGUCUUGAAGGCAUUUGGUUUAGUUAAUGGUAUUUGUUUUGGUACAUGAAAUGGAACACGACAUCCCUUGUUAUAUUGAAUAAAGUUACUGGACCAGUGAAAACACAGCUGAAAAUUAAAUGAGUUCAUAUGACGGAUAAUUAAAUGAAUCUCCAUACGACUGAAAAUUAAAUGACAGUAUAAAUCUGAAAAUUAAAUGAGUUUAGUGAGACUAUGUCUGAAAAUAAAAUGACUGCUUACAUCUGAAAAUUAAAUGAGAUCAUGCUUAGAAAAUGAGAGAAAAAAAGAUUGCAUGCCUGAAAAGUAAAUUAGACUACAAAUAUACAUUUAAUAUAAACAUGUGAAUUCCCUGAAACACCAUUUUAUUUACAUUUUAUUUUAUUUUUAUUUUAUUUUUUUAUUUAUUAUUAUUUUUUUUUAUGUGGACCAGUUGGGUUAAAUGCCUCUCAUUAAUAUUGGUGUUUGUUGAAAAAGUACUUGUGAAGGAUUGGCUGUAAUUCAAAGCAGUACCACUAUAGUCCGUUCCACCUCAGGAACUGGCGCUCGGCAUCCCUCUCCAACACUCACAAUCCAUGCAUUCCUUUCAGCAAGUAGGUAGCUGAUACACAAUAAUGAUAAAGACAACAAAAUACAUUGUAAAACAAUAGAAUACAUUGUACUCACAUUUUCCUAAACAUAUAAAUAUAUGUAACAAAUAUUAUCUGUCUGCUGAUAACAUAUAUGGGAUACAUGAAUAGCCUAGAGACCAACACUGGUGGGAGUUUCUCGCCAGGGGCCGUCCACCAGGCUGUAUGUACAUCCUGUACAUGUGUUUUAUAACAGACAGAUAACACUUGAUUGUUUCAUAUAUUUAUAAGUUUAGAAAAAUGUAAGUACAGUGUAUUCUAUUGUUUUUCAAUGUACUGUAUUCUGUUGUUUUUAGCGCUAUUGUGUAUCAGUUACCUACUUGCUGAAAAGAAUGCACAGAUUGCGACAGUGUUGAAGGGGGGAUGCUGAAUGCUAAUUUCUUUUCUGAUUAUGUCUUGAGAAGAAUUUGAAGUUGUAAGGGAAGAUUUACCUUACUCUAAUACGAGGUAAAAAUUUGUAUUAAUGUCUUGUUCAUGCUCUCUCAUUGUAUGGCUAUGGCUCAGCUUUUCCUAAUUCAGUUUUGUGACAGCCAUUAUUCAUAAAUGCACAUUGUGUGUGCUAUGAAUAGAAAAAAGAUAUGUUGUAAGUGCUCAAGACAGAAGGGAUAUCUCUUUGUAUCCUGGCAAUAUGUGAGAGGGAGUAACUGUGCAGAUUAUUGAAUAGAUGGCGAGGUUUCAGUAUUUUGCUAUUUUUACCGUAAUUUAAAAUCACUGAAGUGACAUAUUGAAUAUCUUGCAAAGAAAACCAUUUCAAUAAAAGAAAACUAUCACAAACUCAGGAAAUAGUCUUGAAAUCCAUGCUGUCAUUAAGCAAAGUUUGUAAAAGUAUUUAACCAAAAUACAUCUAAUGUAAAACAACUGUAAAAUCAAUUGUGCUUAUUGUAUACAUGCAAAGUCCCAGCUAGUCUGCUUAUAUUGAUUAAAUAUUGCCAUACUGUACAAUCCUGUGUGUUCCUAAAGCUUAAUGUAUACAUGAGAUUAAUUCUGAGGUAAACUGCAUAAAGUAUACACUUGAAUACCUAUUAGUCUUGCCAUAAAUGGAUAUUGUCAGGGGUACUACUGCUAGACACCAAUCUUACAGCUGUAUGAAAUGGACCAGAUACAUUGAUGUUUGUGAUAUGUAGUAAUAGCUGCAAUAUUCCUAAAAUGUAAAAAGAAAUAGGCAUAUUAGAAACUAACCACUAAUAAGUCUGUUGUAUAACUUUGCCAUCAUUCUAAAUAGUGUAACAAAAGCUGCCAUUUAUCAACAAAUACUGACGUCUAAAAUAGUAGCAUUAGUGUAAGAUGUAAAAGACAUGCUGGAUGGAGCAAAAGCUUAAAAACUUUAGGGGUUAGACUGUCAUGGGGGAGUCAUUUUAGUUGUUCCAUAGAUAACACAUAGCCAAGUCAUCAUCAUUAUCAUCAUCAGUGACCCUCAUUUCCUAUAAUGGCCGGGUGGGGAAAUUCAAAAGUCCAUUUGAUCAUUCCGAGUGUAUGUACUAGACAAAAAUAGCUUGAGGGGGUUACUCAGCCCUUAAGGAGUGCAAUUACGGGGGGUCCUCCUGCACAUAUGGUACGUCCAAUAGCUUUGAAAUUUUAAUAUGAUGUUUGUUGGUGUAAUGGUAUGAUAUUCUGUGAAUUUCAUUAAAUUUGGGUGAAGUUUAGGAGAGACUCAAACAAAGCGUACAAUUUUGUCACUUAUAAUUUUCUCCACUGUGUCCUGUUUUCUUUUGACAUUUUUUGAAAUUUUAUCAAUAGCAAAAAUGGUCCUUUAGUUGUAGUUUUAAAUGAUACCUAACAAAAUUUGGUCAGACUUUUCACCGAUUUUGUGAAAUUUUUUGAAGUGUAAAAAACUACUUUUCGAGAUAUUGGCUCCUAAAGAUUUUUUUCCAUUUUAUUCAUGUCUUGCCAAUUGUAUUUAUCUGAUUGGCAUGAAAUUUUCACAUAUGAUUGUGUUUACCUUGUUGACUUACUGGAGAAUGAUAAGGCAUCUGGUCCCCCUUUUAUUAAAAAUGUUAAUCAAUCAAAGGUGAGAGUGUCAGAAGGUCAACACGACCGUACUGGGCAAUUCUCUCUCUCAAACAGUGUUUGUAGCUAAGAAAGUGACAUGGUGAUGAAAGUUUUGCUUAUAAUCAGGCUCGAUGUUCACACAUCUGUGAAUAAUCUGUUGUUGGAGCUGCAGUUAUGUCUCAAGGCAAUGUAGCUGAUUCUGCAGUUGAUGGUGGUGGAGGAAAAAGGUGGAAAAAAUAUUCUAAGCCAAUUUUUACGUUUAUACAAGCAUUGAAUGAUACCACAUAUGUUGACGUGUGUCUGGCUAUGAUGCAACUGCAGGACGUUUAAAAAUGGACUCCUGGGGAGGGGUUUUAAUUUUACGAAAACAAACCUCACCACCUGGCAAUUUAAGCUUUCCCGGCCAUGCUGAGCGAAAAACAUGUACUCGUCCGAUUUUAAAAAUAUUAAUCGAAAAAUACUUCGUAGUUGCGCUCCUUAACCUCUGCUUCAUGUGUCAUAGGAGCUGUGUGCCUUCUAACAGUUUCUUGCUACAUACAGUCUUGGAGGGAUUAAAGCUUCUUCGUGUCACUGGCACUUACCUAACAAAAUUCUGUUAUUUUGAUAUGGUGAAGCCUUGCAACAUCUCUGACAGGAAGAUUUUGCCAUACUGUUUACAUAUGUGUGUGUGGAGAGUCCGAUGUGAAAAAAAAAUGGCACUUUUCAUAUAUUUCUACUUUGACUAAUAGGAUAAUUAGAAGUUCCCUUUUCCUAACAUAAAAGUGUCCUGAAGUGUUAUUACUCAGUUGCUCAGUUGCUCAACUCUAGUAGGGAGAUUGCAAGUCAUUGAUGGAUGAAAAAGAAAAUUGAGAAAUAGUUAUUUUCAAAGAAUGUGGCUUCUUGUAAUGGUGAAGAUACUUUACAGGGAGUAAGGUGUUUUUUUUAUUAUGAUGAAAGUCUUCAAUCUCCUUAUCACCACUUUUCUUACUAAUAUUUCGUUAGGUUGAUAAAUGUUGGGUGUUUGUCAGGAAUGUAUUCAUCAAGUAAUGAAAUACGUCAUGAAAAAAAAAGAAAAAGAAAUAGCCCAGUACUUUUCCUAGAAAUGAGUCACUAUUAUAUAAUGGGUCAAGUCUCCUCCUCAUAAAAGGUUUUCCCAGACAAUAUAGCUUGUCUAAUAUUUGUCAUUUGUUCUCUGGUAAUAUUUGCUUUGAAAUAAGUUAACAUGGUCAUGUUGAUUGGAUUUAUGUAUUUUGAGGCCACAUUCAGAGAACUUGAGUGAGCUUUCAACUUUUGUGGCUGGUUCUAAUUUUUUACAUGAAACUGUGAUAUAGUAUUUUAUGUAUUAGAAUUUUUUAUGCAAUUGUGUGUUCAUAAUUCUUUCAGAUUAUUUACAGUAUAAUUUCCAUCUGAUUGUACAACUGACUUUAUAUUGGUUAUUUGUGUAUCUCAAAAUAUGCUUUUGUCAUUCUCACUAACUGUACUGCAUCUUUUAAAUGUUUUUUUCACAUAUCCAGAAAAAAAUGUAGCCUAUAUAUCAAACACAAACUGUCCUAAAAUAAGUUGCUAACACCAUAACUGUUCCUCGUUUGUUCAUUGUAGUAUAAAAUUUGGGUAUAUGUUAAGAUGUGUGUGGCCUUGCUGUUCAUCUCCAUCUCAUUGGUCCUUGAGCCUGUGGGUAAAACAACCAGGUUAUCACAGUUUACCUUCCCUAGGUUUCCUUUGGUGCCCAUUUAUUGACCAGCUUGAAAGAGAGGUUGAACAGUUGGAUGAGCUGGGGUGGAAUUUGAACCCAGGCUCACUGAUUCAUAGACAGGCAUGCUAACCACUACACCACAGAGGCUUAGAUAUACUGUGUAAAUCUUGGAACCUCAUGUUUAUCAAUUAAAAGUUUAUAUUUUAUGCAAAGUAAAGGACAAACAGAACAUCCAAUAUCAAUAGGAAGAAUUUUAUUAUGUUUGGAAGGACAUUCUAUAAAAGAUCAGUCAACCACUUAUAUAAUCAGCUAAAAUUUGGUGCUAUUUCAUGAAUGUAUUUGUUUUGUAAAGUGUGUGAUCCACUACAGCAGAUAGUAGUACAGGUUGAGAUUACUUGUCUGAAAUAUUGACUGUGUGUUUUGCUUACAUGUGCUGCUGUGCCUUUCUUUCGUGUUUAUACUAUACCUCAUUUAUGUAUUUGAAGGCAUUUUCAGCUUCACAUUUUCAUGAUCAACACUUAUUCAAUCACUAAAGGAUCAUCCUCAUCAUUUUCUGUCAUGCAUCCAACUUGUGUUUUGUCUUUUUAUCAGUUUAUUCGUUAUAUAGGUAUGUGACCUAUAUUUUAUGCAAAAAUUUCCAUACUUUAUAUAUAUCUCACAUUGCUGCUGCUAGUGCAGUAUUUAUGUAGAUGUAAUAUUUUUUUGAUAGAGUAUCAUAAUGUAUUUUACCAUGUGUGUAUUGCAAUUAAUUUUUUUGAACAAUGUACAGCAUGAUCAUACCUAUGCAUGUUUCACAAUAUUUAAAAGUAAAGUUAGGGGCAUACACUAUAGCUGCUCAUAGUCUCAGUGCUCAUCUCUUUCUCAUUGGCCCUUGAACCUGUGGUGGAUAAUAACCAAUAACCAUGGGACACAGGGCAAGUGCAACAUCAGGGUUACCACAUUUUACCCUCCCAAGGUUUCCUCAGGUACCCAUUUAUUGACCAUCUUGAAGGGAAGAAUGAACAGCUGGGUUGGCUGUGAGCCAAUUCCCCUGGCCAGGAUUUGAACUUGGGGCUGCAAAUUGGUAGCCAGGUGUGCUAACCACUAUGCCAUAAACGCACAGUAUUUGAUGCUAAUGAAAUUUAGGAAGAGAUAAAAAGGCUAAGAAAAGUUUGGUUGCCGACCUACCUACAUUAACCUUCACUGUGUGUGUAUUUUUUAAGUAUUCACAAAAAACAACCUCCGUUUGUGGAUAGUGGCUGUAAUUAUAUAUUAUAAUCAUAUGUUUAAAUUUGAUUAUAAUUUGACUGCAUGCUACAAUUAUAAAUGGAGUUUGGUUGGUGCAUGAGCAAGUCAGUGAGGACUUGUACUUUAGGUCAUAUAACUUGUAGGCCACAUCAUGGUAAGUGAGACUGUUGAGGGUUAUUGCCAAAUGUAAUGAUAUAGAUCAGGUAUUUUUGCAAGUAAGUAACUAUUAUGGAACAGUGAGAAUGUUAGGUUUUGAAAUAUAUAUUUGGAUAUGCAUCACAAUAUUGUAAUUUUUCUUUAUAAAUGAAUUUGAGAAUGAAAAUUUGAAUUGCAUGUUUCAAAACACAUAGAUGAGACUUAAUUGAGCCACUCAAGAUAAUGAUUUACUGGAUAACAUCAAUGCAGAUGACGAUAACAUUUACUUCAUUUCAUGACAUCAUCGACUUUCAAAAUGCCCAUAUGGUUAUCGAAAUCAGGUACUUGCAUUCAUUAGGUAUUCCUUUUUCUUCCUCUUCCUCCUCUUCCUCUUGAUUUCUACUUUAACAAGUUCCUCUGUACAAUAUUGCCAUAAAAGGUAUUCUUGAUUACUUGUAUUUCUCAAUGAGAUGAUACGUUUUUAUUAUUACUUUAUUAUUUUAUUUUUCAAUCCUAGUUCUGCAAAAUGUUUACAAAAUUAUGAAAAAGCAUUUGUGUAACUGGUGGACAUUUUCCAGAGGACAAAUGCAUGAAUCUCUGUCAGUUGAGUUGUUUUAUGCAUGUGUGGAUGGUGUGGUACUGCAUGGAGGUCAAGUGGUAGGCUAGUAGGGAAAAGUGUAUACCCUGUAUUGAACAUACAUUCAAACACUGAUGAUCUAUAGUUGUUUAAAAAAAAUUGUGUGAAAUACCCAAUAUAAUCCAGAGAAAUACUGUUGACAUGUCACUAAAAUAUAGUAGCCAUCUUGGUUCAGCCAUAUAGAUAAUAAAGGUACAUUAUCUACUUGUUAGUACUGUACUUGACUGAUGGUGUCAGGAAAUGUAAAACUCUGCAACCCUUGUGAUAGAUAAUUUCAUGGGAUUUCUUCCAGUUUUAAGAAUGUGAUAUAAUGAUCAUACGUACAACCAUUAUUCAUCAUGGUUAUUGCAUAUUAUUAUGGCAAUUUAAGUAAUGAGGUAUUAGAUUUUUUGUUUUCAUAUUAAUCAUAAGCAUCAUGGAUUCCCAUCAUCACCCACUGGUCAUGAGAGAGGAUGUUCCUCACUGUAGCCUGAGUGUGGGGAGGACGACUCUGCACAUCCUUGGUGGGUUGUGUGCUGCACUGCAGGAACAAAAAAUAAAAAUAAAUUGUAUCGACUGUCCAAUAAAACUUUACAUUGUUC